Messenger RNA from Fragaria vesca subsp. vesca, 823 nucleotides. RefSeq names its product cysteine--tRNA ligase-like. The transcript is spliced from 3 exons. Gene Ontology annotation, molecular function: ATP binding; cysteine-tRNA ligase activity. Gene Ontology annotation, cellular component: cytoplasm. The record is from RefSeq and is a predicted model, not a curated record. The coding region runs from base 244 to 660 and encodes 138 amino acids. Gene Ontology annotation, biological process: cysteinyl-tRNA aminoacylation. Lineage: Eukaryota; Viridiplantae; Streptophyta; Magnoliopsida; Rosales; Rosaceae.
CCAGCAGCAAAUAUGGGCACUCUGCUCAAGUGCUACAGACCCUCUUCUCUCUCCAUCUCGGAAUGCACCGUUUCACCAACCUCAAACGGAGAAUCCGUUGCCUCAGCGCCACGACUAAUUCAACCAAUUCUGUUGCCGGCGAAUCGGAGAUGCCGGCGUCGUCGUCGGAGCUCUGGCUGCACAACACAAUGAGCAGGAAGAAGGAGCUGUUUAAGCCCAAAGUUGAAGGCAGAGUCGGCAUGUAUGUGUGUGGCGUUACGGCUUACGAUCUCAGGCAUAUUGGCCACGCUCGCGUCUACGUCACUUUCGACGUUCUCUACAGGCAGAUAUCUUAGGCAUUUGGGAUAUGAGGUCACCUAUGUUCGAAAUUUCACAGACGUUGAUGACAAAAUUCUGCAGCAGCUGAAAGAAAAAGCCUUGAAGCGUGCAAAAUUAACAGAAGAUCAAGUAUUGCAGAAAAUCGAGGAAAGAAAUUCAGCAAGUAAGAACAAAGAGUAUGAAAAAUCAGAUACAAUAAGGAAAUUCAGCUGCUGUUGGAAUCAAUCUUAUGGACAACCCAGAUGGGACAACAUGGAGACCAGCUGUACCUCUUGCAAUUCAACAGCAGCUGCAGGUGGCAUCUUCUUGAUUGGCUUCUGGUCAAUAUACGGUACAGAUUAGGUCUACAAUCUCUUCACAAAGGAUUCGAAAAAAAAUAGGAUUGUUCACGGUUGUGAAUUCUUGUUCAGGUGUGAUAGCGGUAGGGAGAAAUUUUUUUAUAGCGUUUGAUUAAGUUUUGGCAGCCAUCUGUAGUUCCAAUUCAAUACUGUGAAUUUCUUAGACG